AUGAGUGCCAUGAAUUCUGUUUGUUAUGCCGGAGGCAGCAGUGACAGACUUAUACAUGAAGCAGAUCAACUCAUAUCAUAUAUAGAGCGUGGCUCUAGUGUUUUAAAGUUCUUCCCUCGUAAGCGACCAGAAAGACGGACUUUAUCAGUCCGCCGGGAGACGUAUCAAGUGAUCUGGUUCAGACAUGGAACGCCUCAAAGGCACGCAUUUGAGGGAGCCCUCGACAUCAGAGAUAUCAAAGAAGUUAGGGUCGGAAAAUCUUCGAAGGACUUCGAUCGGUGGCCAGAUGAGACUAAGAGGUUGGAGAGCAGCAAAUGUUUUACCAUUUAUUAUGGAACUGAAUUUAAACUGAGAUCAGCAUCAUUUGCAGCUCAAACUGAUAAAGAUUGUGAAGCUUGGAAACAAGGCUUAAAGUUCCUUAUAGAUGAAGCUGUGAAUGCUUCAUAUCCGUUGCUGAUCGAGAGAUGGCUGAGACGUGAAUUUUAUGCAAUUGAAAAUUCACAUGAAAAGAUAACUCUAAAAGAAGUGAAAGCAUUCCUUCCUAAGAUCAAUUGUAAGAUUUCGACGAGCAAGCUGCGAGACAUAUUCCAAGAAGUUGAUGCUGGAAAGAGAGGAGAGAUUGGUUUUGAUGACUUCUCUGUGCUUUAUCACAAACUAAUAUAUGAUGAGAAUAGUGUACACGACCUUUUCGAUAAGUAUUCCCUGUAUUGUACUAACGGCACCACGAUCACGCUGAGGGACUUCCAGCGUUUCCUCGCCAUCGAGCAACACGACCGUCUCGCUGAAGACGAGGCACAGGCAUCCCAGUUCAUCAGGGACUAUCUUAAAGACCCCCAACGUGACAUAUCCGAACCUUACUUCACGCUCAACGAGUUCAUUGAAAUGCUCUUUUCCAAACAAAACACGAUCUGGGACAGUAAACACUCCAAAGUAACACAAGAUAUGACAAGACCCUUGUCACAUUAUUGGAUAGCGUCGUCCCACAAUACAUAUUUAACCGGCGAUCAGUUUUCAAGUGAAUCAUCUCUUGAGGCCUACGUGAGGUGUUUGAGAGCGGGUUGCCGCUGCAUCGAACUAGACUGCUGGGAUGGACCUGAAGGCAUGCCUUUUAUUUAUCACGGCCACACGCUUACAACCAAGAUAAAGUUCAUGGACGUUCUUCGCACUAUCAAGGAGCAUGCUUUCGUUGUAUCUGAUUACCCGCUUAUACUUUCCAUCGAAGACAAUUGCACUCUGCCCCAACAGAGGCGUAUGGCCGCCGCCUUCCAGGAGGUUUUCGGGGACAUGCUGGUAAUACAACCUCUUGAGAAGAACGAAACCAAAUUACCGUCACCGCAAGAUUUACUCAAGAAAAUUAUACUUAAACAUAAAAAGCUACCGGAGGGCGCCGAAGAGAAUUCAUUCGCUGUUCGCCAAGAGGAAGGACGUGAUUUAGAUCUCCGUAACACUAUCAAGAACGGGAUACUACAUCUCGAGGAUCCCGUGGACAAGGAGUGGAACCCGCACGCAUUCGUGUUGACUGAUACCAAACUGUACUAUACGGAACACUACAGCACGCCUGGCGAAACAGAAGUCGACAGUGACGGGGAGACUGACACUGAGAAUGGUUCCGUACCUCAAGACGAGCUGCACUUCGCAGAAUGUUGGUUUCACGGCCGCCUGGCUGGGAACAGACAAGAAGCGGAGGACCUCCUGCGAGCCCACUCCCAUCUCGGAGACGGUACAUUCCUUGUGCGUGAGAGCGUCACAUUCGUCGGCGACUAUUGCCUAUCCUUCUGGCGGCAGGAUAAAGUUAACCACUGUAGGAUAAAGUUGAAACAGGAACGAGGUACUACUAAGUACUACCUGAUCGAAUCAGUAUGCUUCGACAGUCUUUACAGCCUGAUAACUCACUACCGUCAGCAUCCGUUACGGAGUCAGGAGUUCUUGAUUACUCUGAAGGAGCCAGUACCACAGCCGACAAAGCACGAGGCCCAGGAGUGGUGGCAGGGUCAGUGUUCGCGAGCUCAUGCCGAAGAGCUUCUACGCAGGGCUGCCACAGACGGAGCCUUCCUUGUGAGGCACAGCGAAAAGGAGGCUAACUCAUAUGCCAUCAGCUUCAGGACUGGUCGUGAGAUAAAGCACUGCAGAAUCAGGAAGGAGGGCAGGUUAUAUACAAUUGGUACGGUGAAGUUCGAGUCUUUAGUUGAACUUGUGAACUAUUACGAGAAGAACGCUCUUUACAAGAAAGUUAAGCUGUGGUUCCCUAUCAGCGAUAAGAUUGUACGCCGCAUUGCUAAUGAGCCCGACGACAGUUCGGUGUACGGAACCCCCGGAUACAUGGACCCAACGACGUUCACCUCGAAGAUAACAGUGAAAGCGCUGUAUGACUACCGAGCGAGGCAGGACGACGAGCUGUCAUUCUGCAAGCACGCGAUCAUUAGCAAUGUGGACAAGCCGGACGAUGGCUGGUGGCGAGGAGACUACGGCGGCAAGAAACACCACUGGUUCCCCGCGAAUUACGUACAAGAACUGGAACUGCCGCAUGCCCCAGAUAUUGGUCUGGAGAGUGAGAGCGCUGCAUUAGGCUCUUUACAAAAGGGCGUCGUAGACGUACUCGGGGCCGUUGUUGAACUGGUAGUAGGCGAAGAAGGAGGGGCUCCAAGGUGGAUUGUACGUGUACAAAGUCCUACCACCUGCGUUCCGUUCGAUAUGGCAGCUCCUACUCGCGAGAACGCUUUGGAAUGGCUAUCUGCGAUUAAAGAGGCAGCUCAGAGCGCCAGCGCUAGGUCACUGAUGCACCGCAAGAUGGAGCGAACUUGGCGCAUUGCCAAGGAAAUAUCCGACUUGAUAGUGUAUUGCCGGUCGGUGACAUUCAAUCAGGAACGUCUUCGCAACGGUGGCUUCAUCUACAGCGAGAUGUCCUCCUUCCCCGAGACUAAAGCGGAGCGCCUCAUGUGUCAGCAAGAGAACAGCUUUUUCAUGAAAUACCACGCGGUGCAGCUCAGUCGCAUCUACCCGAAAGGUCAGAGGAUCGACUCCUCUAACUACAAUCCGGUGCCAUUCUGGAACGCUGGCUCACAGCUAGUGGCGUUGAACUAUCAGACGCCGGACAAGCCGAUGCAACUGAACAUGGGCAAGUUCAGAGAGAACGGUGGUUGUGGAUACGUUCUGAAGCCGAGCUAUAUGCUUGAAGCCGGGGCUCGCGCUCGGUCGCCCGUCUCCAUUCUGUUGCGUCUUAUUGGCGCGAGACAUCUCUGCAAGUCUGGUCGUGGCACCGCUAGCCCGUUUGUAGAAGUGGAAAUCAUCGGUGCUGAACAUGAUAGCGGGGUUAAGCUUGUCACAAAAACAGUCACUGAUAACGGCAUAAAUCCAAUUUGGAACGACAUCUGCGAAUUCGAGGUUUCGAACCCGGAGUUGGCUCUUAUACGGUUCUUGGUGCAAGACGAAGACAUGUUCGGGGACCCUAAUUUCAUGGGUCAGGCCACCUUCCCCCUGCGAUGCCUUCGCCCCGGAUAUCGAAGUGUAGCCCUCACCAACGGAUACUCUGAGGAAUUGGAGCUAUCAUCGCUCCUGGUUCACUUGUCAUACAUACAUCGCUAA
Molecule: messenger RNA, 3582 nt
Organism: Danaus chrysippus (African queen)
Lineage: Eukaryota; Metazoa; Arthropoda; Insecta; Lepidoptera; Nymphalidae
Source: the annotation of a GenBank genome assembly